AAAUACAUAUGACUGGGGAAAUUAAAUAUCGGAUUCCUUUUCAUUUUGCUGUGUAAAUUAUGGGUGUACAAUUUUUUAAAGUUUGAAACGACUGGUGAAUAAGUGUAGUUUAAGAUGUGCGCUCGUUCGAUUACAACAUGUUUUCGACAGUGGAGACUGUGGAUUAGACCUUUCUUAAUUGCCCUUUAUGUUAUACUAAUAGUGAUCUUGGUACCGUUACUUAUUGUGCAUUCGUUAAAUAAUAAGUCUAAUAAAAGUGUUCAAGCUGAAUUAAUCGGUGGAGGCUUUGUGUUGUUAGCAUUGCCUAUAUCCAUUUGGCAAAUAACACAACAUGUAGUACAUUACACAAAACCAUAUUUACAAAAACACAUAAUUAGAGUUUUAUGGAUGGUACCAAUUUAUGCAUUAAAUGCAUGGAUAGGUCUUAUGUUUCCUGAGCAAUCCAUAUAUGUUGAUUCAUUAAGAGAAUGUUAUGAAGCCUAUGUCAUAUAUAAUUUUAUGAAGUACUUGCUUAAUUAUUUGAAUGAAGAUCAUGACUUGGAAGCUGUUCUAGAAUCCAAGCCACAGGUUUACCAUAUAUUUCCAUUAUGUUGUUUGACACCAUGGGAAAUGGGUAGAGAAUUUGUUCACAAUUGCAAACAUGGAAUUCUACAGUAUACUGUGGUGAGGCCAAUAACUACAGUUAUAUCAAUGAUCUGUGAAUUGAAUGGGGUUUAUGGGGAAAGUGACUUUAGUCCAAAAGUUGCCUUUCCAUACAUGAUAGCCAUAAAUAAUUUUUCACAAUUUGUGGCCAUGUAUUGCUUGGUUUUAUUUUAUAAAGCCAACAGAGCUGAGUUGAAGCCAAUGAAACCUAUUGGAAAGUUUCUGUGCAUCAAAGCUGUGGUUUUCUUUUCAUUUUUUCAAGGAGUGAUAAUCAACAUUUUAGUAUAUUGUGGAGUGAUAUCUAAUAUAUUUAAUAUAUCAGAUCCUGGUAAAGAAAAAAUCAUGUCUUCAAUUUUGCAGGAUUUCUUAAUAUGCAUAGAGAUGUUUCUGGCAGCUAUUGCUCAUCACUACAGUUUUUCAUAUAAACAAUUUGUAUCACGGGAAAGCCCUUCCUCAUCAUGUUUUGGCUCCUUCCUUGCAAUGUGGGAUGUGUCAGAUGUUAAAAGGGAUAUUUCAGAACAUCUUGGUGUUGUUGGAAGCUCUUUUAGCAGGAGACUGAGGGGUAAAUAUAUGUAUCACAUGCCGCGAGGAUAUGAUGAAAGUUCACGGCUGGUGACCGAGCCUGUUCCUUCCAGCUCCACACCGAAUGCGACUGAGGAGGCCGACGCUUCGCCUGUCGAAAUAAGACCGACUACCUAUGGUUCUAUUGAAACAACAGUUUCAAAUUCUGAUACUGAACCUUUAAUGGGUGACAGACACGAUAGUAUAGAAAUUGACCCUAAAGUAUGAACGAAGAUUAGCUGUUAUUGGAAUAAAUAUCUUUAGUAUGUUGCAGCCAACUGGUUAAAAAACCAUAUUGCACGGCUAGUCUUUUUGAUUGAAUGGCGUCAAGC
Molecule: messenger RNA, 1535 nt
Organism: Diatraea saccharalis (sugarcane borer)
Lineage: Eukaryota; Metazoa; Arthropoda; Insecta; Lepidoptera; Crambidae
Source: the annotation of a GenBank genome assembly